Adineta ricciae is the source of this 690-nucleotide messenger RNA. Lineage: Eukaryota; Metazoa; Rotifera; Eurotatoria; Adinetida; Adinetidae. The record is from the annotation of a GenBank genome assembly.
AUGGGUAUUGCGGCUGGAAAAGGUGAUGGCUCCGCAAAGAAAGCGAAAGCUAAACCAGUGAAGAAGGGAAAAAUUAACACCGAUGGAACAGUAACAUUGGAUGAACUCAAAGCACAUUCGAAUCGAUUCAAGUUGGGUUUCACCGACGAACAAGUUGAAAAUAUGUUCAAAUAUUGUGAUAAGGAAAAUACUGGACGUUUGUCAUUAGAUGAAGUCAGUUGGCUGCUGUUCUUGGCUGAUUCCGAUGCGCACAAAGCAGGCGUUCGUAUCCGUAUAGUUAUCCCAUCAGCCAAUUCUGUCAAUAAACCUGUGAACUCGUCCGAGUUCAACACUCGUCUCGCUUCACUUCAAAAUCUCCUAUGCGAAACGUUCGGCGGUUGUACUGUGUAUCCCGCCCGGCAAAGCUCGUAUCUAGCACAUAAUGAUGAAUUAGUUCAGGUAGCAACCACGUCCGUCGAAACGUUUUCUACUAAAAAGAAAUGGUCGGAAAACGAGCAAACGAUUCGAGAUACAAUUAAAAACAAAUGCACUGAAUGGGGACAAGAAUGUGUUGCAUUGGAAGUCAACGGUGUUUUGGAAUAUAUCACUCCAAGUACCAGCAAUACAUCAGAUGAAAUCCAAACUGCUGAAAGUCUCCUUCGACAAUUAGCGGUGCGAAUUCAAAUGGCAGCAAAUGUUAAUGAUUCCUAG